Molecule: messenger RNA, 1980 nt
Organism: Zingiber officinale
Lineage: Eukaryota; Viridiplantae; Streptophyta; Magnoliopsida; Zingiberales; Zingiberaceae
Product: UDP-glycosyltransferase TURAN-like
Exons: 16
Coding region: 295-1737 (480 amino acids)
Cellular component (GO): endoplasmic reticulum
Molecular function (GO): mannosyltransferase activity
Source: RefSeq, a predicted model, not a curated record
AAGGUAAUAUCUAUAUUACAGGGGUUAAUAUGCAAAUUUCCGGAAUCUGCAAUCCACCAAAUCGAAAAGCUGAAGGAAAGCUUGGAAACACUGCCGCCGCGAAUUCGAUCGGCGCUCCUCCUCCCUCCAGCUGCCUUUUCUUUCGCCAAGCUUCGAUCUCCUCGUUGUUUGUUAGUUUUCGACGAUCCGUAUUGCGUUUUUUACUUUCGACGAUCCGUUGGUUUUCGAUUCUGAUUAUCUACGCAUGCGAGAUCGGAUUGUCUAGAUCUUCCUACGGUGUUGUUCGCCCGGAGGAUGGAAUCGACUGAAAAGAAGAGAGGCCGAGUCGCGGUGGUUGUCCUUGGCGACAUUGGUCGAAGCCCCCGCAUGCAGUACCACGCCCUCUCCCUUGCUGAACAGGAAAAUUUACUCGUAGACAUUGUUGCAAAUGGAGGUAGUGAUCCUCAUGUGUCCAUAAGAGAGCACCAUUCAAUUCGUAUUUACCAAAUGGGGUCAGUACACCUCAAAGGGUUAUCAAAGAUAUCAAGUGCAUUGGCACUAGUAGUCAAGGCUGCAAUUCAAUUUGUUAUCCUAGUUUGGUUUCUUUGUGUUAAGAUUGCUCGUCCAGAUGCUUUCAUUGUUCAGAAUCCACCAUCUGUUCCCACACUAGCCGCUGUCAAAUUAUCUAGUUGGCUAAGACGGUCCAAGUUUAUAAUUGAUUGGCACAAUUUUGGAUAUACACUUCUUGGGUUGUCCCAUGGAAGAAAUCAUAUCAUUGUGAAAACCUACCAUUGGUUUGAAAGUUACUUUGGGAGGAUGGCUGAUGGUUCAUUGUGUGUUACAAAGGCAAUGCAGCACGAACUUGCCGAAAAUUGGGAAAUCAAAGCAACAGUUCUUUAUGAUCAGCCCCCUGAGUUCUUCCAUCCUACUUCAAUGAAGGAGAAGCAUGAGUUAUUUUGUAGGUUGAAGAAUGAUAUAUGUCCACCCAAUGGAGCAUUUGAUUGCAUCCACACACGGAAUGAAAAGUCAUUCCGCUUUGAAGCCAGCAAUGAGUUGGAUCAUCCUAGUGAUUCUUUGUUUACUUCUCAAGUGGGCAAUGACAUUUUCUUGAAACCAAACAGGCCUGCCCUUGUCGUCAGUAGCACAAGCUGGACGCCAGAUGAAGAUUUUAGUAUACUUCUACAAGCGGCACUUAUGUAUGAUCGACGUGUUUCUGGGGUCCUGGGUGAGGAUGAUUCAAUUACCGAGGAGAAACUUUGGUUGGAUAUCUGUAAGGGGGAACAACUGUACCCUAGAUUGUUGUUUAUCAUAACCGGUAAGGGGCCAGAAAAAGCAAAAUAUGAACAACAGAUAAAGAAAUUAAAACUUAGGCGCGUGGCCUUCAGAACCAUGUGGCUAUCAGCCGAGGACUAUCCAUUAUUACUCGGCUCUGCGGAUCUAGGUGUAUCGUUGCACACUUCUUCAUCCGGUUUGGACCUUCCCAUGAAGGUUGUUGAUAUGUUUGGAUGUGGGCUGCCCGUAUGUGCGGCUUCAUACUCAUGCAUCAAGGAGCUAGUUAAGGUUGAGAAGAAUGGACUACUGUUUUCUUCGCCAUCUGAACUCGCCGAUGAAUUUAUGAUGCUUUUCAAAGGCUUCCCGGAUAAAUGCGAGUCUCUGAAAUCUUUAAAGGAUGGUGCUUUGGCUAAAAGCUCAAGUUCAAAAUGGUCUACCGAAUGGGAAACUCAUGCGAUGCCACUUAUUUCCGAGAUCAUAUCGUAGAAAACAUCGAAUAUGAUGAUCACGACUGCAUUCGAACUGCUGGCUACGAUGCAGCCACCGUUGUUGCCCAUUCAGUGGGAAUCGUCUCGUUGCAUUUUCGUUAGCAACUAUUUCAAGUGUUUGUGGUGCAACAACUGUAUCUUGACACAAGACUACAAGAGACAAGAACUAGUGAGCUUGUUCUAUUGUUUGUAUUUUUUAGUGCAUAGAAAUGUGAUUUUACGUUUGUUUCUUCUUUUUCAA